Molecule: messenger RNA, 1203 nt
Organism: Trichomonas vaginalis G3
Lineage: Eukaryota; Parabasalia; Trichomonadida; Trichomonadidae
Product: organellar and viral DNA polymerase type B
Exons: 1
Source: RefSeq, a predicted model, not a curated record
AUGAGUAUAGCUGCAUAUGCGUAUGAAGCUGACAGAGCUAAACGUUUAUAUUUUGGUCAAUACUCUCUCACACUUACUGACAAAUAUAUUGUUAUCAGUGAUGGAAAUACCGAGAAAUACAUAACAUGGAAGGACUAUGAAAAGUUUGACCCCAUUUUAACUCCAUGCACUAUGCCAUUCAUUGUAAAUGGUGAAGUUGUCAUGAAGAACGACACAACAGUAUAUAAGUCUGUUCAUGAAGCGUUAGAAUAUAUGUUGAAUUAUAAUCCCGAAAGAUUUGACCCAAGCACUACGCCAUGUACAAUGCCUUUUAUUAAGGAUGGUGAAAUCGUAAGAGUUCCGGAUUCAACGGUUUACACAGCUGUUCAAAACAGUUUACAAAACAUUUUAGCGAAUAUCUUUAAUUCAGAAACUACAGAAAUAAAAUUACCAUAUAUAACAGAUGCUAAAGAAAUUAAAUCAAAAACGACAACAUUAUUUACGUCACUUAAUGAUUUAAUGACUUAUAUCAUUAAUAUUCCUGCACCAACUAUAGCAUUUGAUCCAAACUCGACGGUUUGCAGUGUACCUUUCAUAAAUGACAGUUCAUUAAUUACUUUAAGGGAUUCGACAGUAAAUGAAUCAUUAAAGGCGUCAUUAAUGAAAAUCAUUGAUUUUAAUUCAUUCAUGAAUACAUAUAAUUCAUUCAUUAAUGUUUCAUAUGCUUCUAAAGAAGGUGAGCCAAAAACUAUCGAUAAAGCGGUGUAUGAAAUAAAAGCAUCAACGACGAAAUUGAAUUCGUUAACUUUUGACGGUGAUAGUUUCGUUAAUGACAUAACAUCGGGGAAAACAAUUUUAACGAAAGAAUAUUUAAAAUCUCAUGUUAGUGAGUUCGUUGAAAUUGAAAAAGAAGGUGGAAUUAAGUUCGAUCCACUGAAUUUCAUUUUCAGCUUAGCGAAUGCGGGUGUUAGUUUCGCUGAAUGGACAACUAUACAGAGUGAAAUAAAUGCAAUAUGGACGUUUUUGGGGUCAAAAGCGGGAAUGGGUGAGCUUGUAAAUGCUGCAAGAACAUUAGGUGAAACAGGAAAUUUUGUAGAUGGUUUUAAAAGACUUGUUUCAAAUGUUUUAACAAACACAAAGAAAUUAUUUAGAUAUACCGUACAUAACGGACGGAUUUUCGAACAGAUAGCAACAAACCCUCCGGUUAUGGCUGCGUUGAUGAUG